This is a messenger RNA of Kuraishia capsulata CBS 1993, 90 nucleotides long. RefSeq lists its product as uncharacterized. The record is from RefSeq and is a predicted model, not a curated record. Bases 1 to 90 code for a protein of 29 amino acids. NCBI's taxonomy places the organism in Eukaryota, Fungi, Ascomycota, Pichiomycetes, Pichiales, Pichiaceae. The transcript has a single exon.
AUGUCCUUUUCUGAUUUCUCUAAGGUCGAAACGAUCUCCGCCUUGAACGCCUUCUUGGCCGACAAGUCGUACGUCUCUGGGUAUGUAUAA